CCCCGGUGUGCGUUCGUUCGGUGAGCGGAGGAUUUACCGGGACUUUGUGGCGGUUUGAGCGCUUUAAAGGAGGAUGAAGACGUCGGUGGUGUUCCUGCUCCUCCUGAACGUUUCCCAGCAUGCCUUGGCUCUGGAGGUCCAUGAGGGGGUGGAGUCUGUCCUGCUGCCCUGCCAGAUCUCUUCUGUACCUCUGGUCCCCACUCUGGUGUGGACUCGUGAUGACCUCGAUCCUCCAACUGUCCACCAACGUAACGAUGCAGGUGAUGCUCUGAGAGACCAAAACCAGCGUUACAGCAGCCGAACAUCCAUGAAGACCGACUCUCUGCAGACUGGAGACCUCAGCCUCACUCUGAGGAACCCCGUCCUCUCUGACAGCAGCACCUACACCUGCACCAUCACAGCAUUUGGAAACACACGGACACUGGCACAAGUACAACUGCAGGUCAAAGUGUCCCACCAGGUCUUCACUGUGGAGGUGUACGAGGGGGCGGAGUCAGUGCUGCUGCCCUGUCAGAUCCCGUUUGUAUUCGGACCCACCACAGCGGUGUGGAGCCGCUACGACCUCAACCCUCCAACCGUCCACCGUCAGAGAGAGGAAGAAGUGGAAGGUCAGAACCAGCGUUACAGAGAGAGAACAUCCAUGAAGACUGACGCUCUGCAGACUGGAGACUUCAGCCUCACUCUGAGGAAACCCCACAUCUCUGACAGCAGCAACUACACCUGCACCAUCACAGUGAGGGGAGAAGAACCCAGACUGACAGACAUUCAGCUGCAGGUCAAAGAACCGUACAUUUUUCCUGCUGAGGCCUGGGUUCUCCUGGCUGUCCUGAUUACUGCUGUUGCUGUGGGGCUUGGAGUAUAUUUGUGGAGAUUACUCAGGAAAGUCCCACAGGUGGAGGUGGAUUUGGGGGUGGAGUCUGUCCAGCUGCCCUCUAGAACCACAGUUCACCUGCCUGAAGACAUCACAGUGGAGUGGACAGACAGAAAAAACAGGAAGGUCCACGUGUAUCAGGAUGGCUCUAACCAGCCUGAAGAACAGCACCAGGCUUACAGAGACCGAACGAAGAUGAAUGAAGACCUGCUGAAAACUGGAGACCUCAGUCUGACCCUGAAACUCCCCACAGAAGAAGACACAGACACCUACACCUGCACUGCCUACAGCAGGAGGGGCAAAGUCCUGAUGAAGAAAAGGCUGCAGCUGUUUGUUGGAGUCUCCCAGGUGGAGGUGGGUUCAGGGGUGGAGUCUGUCCAGCUGCCCUGCAAAGCCACAGUUCACCUGCCUGAAGAUGCUAAAGUGGAGUGGAAGGAUGGUUCAUACAGGAAGGUCCACGUGUAUCAGAGCGCCUCUGACCGACCUGAAGAACAGCACCAGGAUUACAGAGACCGAACGAUGGUGAGAAGAAACCUGCUGAAAACUGGAGACCUCAGUCUGACCCUGAGACUCCCCACAGAAGAAGACACAGACACCUACACCUGCACCGUCUACAGCAGGAGGAAGAGGACUCUGAUGGAGAAACAAGUGAAGCUCAGAGUCAGAGUCCCCCAGGUGGAGGUGGAGGACGGGGUGGAGUCUGUCCAGCUGCCCUUCACAACCACACUUCACCUGCCUCAAGACGCUAAAGUGGAGUGGGUGGAUGGUUACAGGAAGGUCCACGUGUAUCAGAGCAGCUCUGACCAGCCUGAAGAACAGCACCAGGCUUACAGAGACCGAACGAAGAUGAAUGAAGACCUGCUGAAAACUGGAGACCUCAGUCUGACCCUGAGUCGCCCCACAGACUGGGAUGCAAGGACCUACACCUACACCUGCACCAUCUACAGCAAGGAGGGAAACAUCCUGCUGAAGAGAAAGGUGCAGCUGAGAGUCAGAGUCUGUCAGGUGGAGGUGGAGGAGGGGGCGGAGUCUGUCCAGCUGCCCUUCACAACCACAGGAAACCUGCCUGGAGAUGCUAAAGUGGAGUGGAUGGAUGAUGAUGAUGAUGAGGUCCACGUGUAUCAGAGCGGCUCUGACCAGCCUGAAGAACAGCACCAACGUUACAGAGACCGAACGAAGAUGAAUGAAGACCUGCUGAAAACUGGAGACCUCAGUCUGACCCUGAGACUCCCCACAGAUGAGGACAACAGGACCUACACCUGCACCGUCUACAGCAGGGAGGGAAACAUCCUGCUGAAGAGAAAGGUGCAGCUGAGAGUCAGAGUCUGUCAGGUGGAGGUGGAGGAGGGGGCGGAGUCUGUCCAGCUGCCCUUCAGAACCACAGGAAACCUGCCUGGAGAUGCUGCAGUGCUGUGGGGACGCAUUGAACCUGAAUACAACACUGUCCACGUGUAUCAGAGCGGCUCUGACCAGCCUGAAGAACAGCACCAGGAUUACAGAGACCGAACGAAGAUGAAUGAAGACCUGCUGAAAACUGGAGACCUCAGUCUGACCCUGAGACUCCCCACAGAGAGAGACAGUGGGACAUACAGCUGUGACGUCUACAGCAGGAACAUCUGGAUCAGAGUGAAAACAGUGAUGCUCAAAGUCAGAGGCAGAGCUCAGGUCCAGGAUCAAACAGGGAUCAUCAGGAACAGAAGCAGCUCCAUUGAUCCGACUCCUCUGAUGGCUGAUCAAUCAGUUUGAUCUGUUUGUUCUUUGAUUAUUGAUCAGUGAUGUCAGAGUGGAGUCAGUGUGUUGUUGUUGUGUGUUUGAGCCUUUUAGUGUCCGUGAAGGUCUCUGCUGCCGUAGAUCCUCUGAACUGUGACAGAGGUCUCACUCUGGAGGAAACUCUCAGCACUUUCCAGCAGCUCCUCCAUCAUGGAGGACGUUCCCUCACUGGAACAGGUGGAGGAGAGAGGAGAGGAAGCACAGGUGGAUGCUCUGAGGAAGAGGAGCAUUCUCACAUUGGUCUUCCUACAACAACACCUUGAUCACAUGAGCAGAGGGGCGUGGCCUUCAGUGGUCCUAACACGCCGUCGUAGUAAUAAAGGAACCCUCCACAUGUUCCACUUUGAAGGCUCAUCUCCAACAAAGCAGACCUGUGAUCACUUUAACUCACUAUGAUGAUUGUUGACAUUUGUCUUUGUGUCUCUGGCUUUUCUUGUGUGUCUGUGUGUCUUUGGGAUGUUGGAUAGAGUCAUGUGACCUGCCCAGGGACUACAGAUGGAAAUGAGCAGUUUAGCUCCAAUCUGGCAGCUUUCCAUCUUCUAUGUUUAUAUUGAUGUCCAUGAACAUGCACUGUCCCUGUGAGAUCAAUGCAGAUAAAAACAGCUGCUGACCUUUGACCUGAUCCAGUGUUGUUCUUCUUCUGUGGUGUUUCUGAUGGAGCAGCUGCUCCUGAUGUGUUUGAGGAUCAAACCAGGGUUCCUGCAGCUGCAGCAAACUCACAUUUAUCAGUCCGUGACCUUUGACCUUUCUUCUCUAAACCAUCACAGAGACAUGAGUCCAGUUUCUUUUAGUUGGACAUGUUUUCAUUGAGUCAUGAAAUAAAUAUCUGUGAUGUCUGAAACCAUCACAGGGAAACUUUCUCCACAUUUUCCAGCUCUGAAGUGUUUCAGGAUCUUUGUAGACUCUCCCAUGUUUGCCGUGGUCCCUGAAUGCAGCAUCAGUGUUACCGGUUGUGAGUGCGGUGAACAAACUG
Messenger RNA from Archocentrus centrarchus (flier cichlid), 3614 nucleotides. RefSeq lists its product as uncharacterized. The transcript is spliced from 10 exons. Gene Ontology annotation, cellular component: external side of plasma membrane. Bases 74 to 2617 code for a protein of 847 amino acids. The record is from RefSeq and is a predicted model, not a curated record. Gene Ontology annotation, biological process: T cell costimulation; cell surface receptor signaling pathway; negative regulation of T cell proliferation. NCBI's taxonomy places the organism in Eukaryota, Metazoa, Chordata, Actinopteri, Cichliformes, Cichlidae.